Molecule: messenger RNA, 1999 nt
Organism: Tyto alba (common barn owl)
Lineage: Eukaryota; Metazoa; Chordata; Aves; Strigiformes; Tytonidae
Gene: CARS2
Product: cysteinyl-tRNA synthetase 2, mitochondrial
Exons: 14
Coding region: 466-1908 (480 amino acids)
Biological process (GO): cysteinyl-tRNA aminoacylation
Cellular component (GO): cytoplasm
Molecular function (GO): cysteine-tRNA ligase activity; ATP binding
Source: RefSeq, a predicted model, not a curated record
UGGGGCCGCGCAAGGCGGGCUCCGGUGAGGCGGGGCGGGGGGCGGUUGGCAGCGGUUUCAGCUCGUCCCUCAGCUGGGAGAUGCGGUUGCGUUUCCCUGACGGUUCCUCUCGGGAAGUGCCCCCUGCCCGCAGACACCCGGUCCCGCCAGGCUCGGCGGUGUCGGGUAGCGAGGGGCUGGGAAGGCGGGCCUAGAAAACUUGCUCCAGCGAAGCAAAACAACGCACGCUUUCUGCCUCUUACUUUUUUUUUUUUUUUGAAAAAAAUCCCGUCACUGUCAAUACCCUAAUUUAGAGGGGACUGACUCAUCAUUUCUAAACGCUCAGACUUGCUGGUACAGUCGUUGUUUAUUGAGGCACUGAUGUUCUGCUUCUUCUUGUAGGGAACAGAGGGCGCAAUGGCCUGACUAAGGACCUCAGCAUCUUAACCCCACUCCUAUGUUAGGUUUGAUAUACUUCGAAGGAUAAUGACUAGGUUUUUUGGAAUUGAAGUUAUCAUGGUGAUGGGGAUCACAGACAUAGAUGACAAGAUAAUAAGAAGAGCCAAUGAGAUGAAUAUAUCCCCAGUAGCUCUUGCUCGUAUUUAUGAAGAAGACUUUAAAGAAGAUAUGGCUGCCUUAAAGGUCCUUCCUCCUACAGUAUAUAUGAGAGUGACUGACAAUAUUCCUCAGAUAAUUUCCUUUAUAAAAACAAUAAUUGCUAAUGGACAAGCUUACGCAACCUCACAAGGCAAUGUUUAUUUUGAUGUUAAGUCUUGGGGAAGAAGAUAUGGAGUACUAACUACUAUUUAUCCUGAUACCCAAGACAAAGCAGUUGAUACUGAUAAACGGCAUGGUAAAGAUUUUGCCCUGUGGAAGGCUGCCAAACCUGAAGAGUUAUCUUGGACUUCUCCCUGGGGAAAAGGAAGACCUGGAUGGCACAUUGAGUGUUCCACAAUAUCAAGUGCAGUGUUUGGAAAGCAGCUGGACAUCCAUACGGGUGGAAUAGAUCUUGCAUUUCCUCAUCACGAAAACGAAAUUGCACAGUGCGAGGUGUAUCAUCAGUGUGAGCAAUGGGGGAAUUACUUUCUGCAUUCUGGGCAUUUGCGUGUUAAAGGAAGUCAAGAAAAAAUGUCCAAGUCAUUAAAAAACUACAUAACAAUUAAGGAUUUCCUGGAGAAAUUUUCAUCGGAUCAAUUCAGGAUGUUUUGUUUGCGCAGCAGAUACAGCUCAGCAGUAGAAUUUAGUGAUGAAAGCAUGGAUGAUGCAAAACACAUUCUUCACGCAAUCUCCUCAUUUAUUAAAGAUGCGAAUGCUUAUAUAAAAGGACAGCUGGAAUGUGACUCUGUUAGAGAAGACGUACUGUGGGAAAGGCUAGCCAACACAAAAGUAACCGUGAAGGCUGCGUUUGCAGAUGACUUUGACACCUCCAGGGCUGUUGCAGCAAUUAUGGACCUCGUUCACCAUGGCAACAGACAGCUUAAGGCUGUUACUAAGGAUGCUGGAUCUCCUAGAAGCUCUGUUGUGUAUGGAAGCAUUAUUUCCUAUAUAGAAGGCUUUUUUAAUGCCCUUGGGAUGUCCUUUGGAGAAAGGCAGGUGGCUCUGAGAGGAGACAAUUCUGCUGUGCUCUCCAACGUCAUUGAGGAGCUUGUAAGGUUCCGGGCGAAGGUCCGUCACUACGCGCUCGCUCUGCCGGAAGCAGCAGACGCUGUGCCCACCGAGGGGGCCGCAGGGGCCGCAGGACCGACACGAGAACAGAAGGAGAAGAGGCAGCAGUUAAUGCAGGAGAGAAAACCCCUCCUGGAGGCUUGUGACAGUCUGCGGGGAGACCUCGCUGCUUUUGGAAUCCACAUAAAGGACAGAGCUGCUGUUUCAACCUGGGAAAUUGAGGAAGGAGGACCAGCAGAGCUGCAAACCGAGAAAAAAAGCUGAUGCUUCCUUCUUGGACUUGCUUUUUUAUUUCGGCUGCUUCGGCAACAGGUGUAAAUACUAGUACUUUCCCAAUAAAAUCUUUGGAACAGAA